Messenger RNA from Ostertagia ostertagi, 690 nucleotides. NCBI's taxonomy places the organism in Eukaryota, Metazoa, Nematoda, Chromadorea, Rhabditida, Trichostrongylidae. The record is from the annotation of a GenBank genome assembly.
AUGAGCACUAAACGAAAAGACAAAGAUCGAGGCGCCAGCGGUCCGUCGGUCGCUGCGGCCGUCGGUCGGUUGCAGGUGUCUUGGCCGAGACACAUCUGGCCCAAAAGACGACAGCUUUGCCAUCGUGAACUCUUCGGUUCACGUUCGCCUCGUCGUCUUCCGGACGAUCUCUUAGUGGCCGAUCAUCAUCCUCAUCAUGUGCUGCAGUCAUUCGCCCGGGCCAAGUACUCAGACGAUCUCUUAGUGGCCGAUCAUCAUCCUCAUCAUGUGCUGCAGUCAUUCGCCCGGGCCAAGUACUCAGGUCUGCGAGUCAGCAGCGGUCGAGUUUUCGACGUUGACCGUCACUUCGUGCGACGGCGACGUCGCGCCGCGGCGACCGUCAAACGUCGCGUUGCCGGAGUGCGAGGCGUCGCGCGUGACUGCGGUGUCGCCUGCCAUCUGCGGCUGCGCUCCGACGACGUCGUCUACAUCGUCCACCUGCAGAGAUGGAGACAAUUGGCCGUACCGAUCAAUAAAUCACUGCCAGUGGUGGAAAACGAGGACGUGGUGCCGCUUGUACAGUACUUCGACAGCGAUUCGUCGGCUAAGGCACGACUAUCACAUGCCGCAAGCGACUGCAUCUAUCGGGCGCGAGUUGCGGACACCGAAGACACCAGCAUCGUCAACCUUUGCGACAGCGACAACGGUCUG